UCUACGUGCACGCUCAACAGUGCAGGAAAAGGGCCAUAGAAAGGACAGAAAUCCCAGGAAGUGAAGUCUGCGGGCUCCAUCCCGAAAGAUGAAUCAUUUUGGCAGCGAAUCUGCACAAAAGUCUCGUCUAAACUAGAGGGUGCCGCCAGAAGCCCAGAUCAGAGGGGGAAGCCUAGUCCAAGAUGGAGGACAGUCAUGAUGCAGGAGCAGAUGCCAGCACAGAUGAUGUAGAAAUAUCUGCUGCAGCACCAAAAGGCCGAGGGAGAUUGAGAAUCUGCAAGCAGUGCAAGUUCACCUGUACAGACUCUAUCGAGUUCCUCCAACACCAGACAAAAGCUCACGGUGAAGGGGACGAUAGUCAUCCGUCGAAGAAGGCUGCACUCAAAGUGGCAGCCAUAAAGAAAAGAACUUCCAGAAGUGAAUCUGAGAUCUCAAUGGAGAGCAUGGCCUCUGAAAAGGUUAACGGAGAAGAGGUUCAAUAUGCUAUGGAGAUGUACGAUGAACCAGAACAUGAAGAUGAUCGGCUGAUCAUUGCAGAAGAAAAUGAUCAAACUGAUGGACAAGACCCUUCUUCAGUAACACCAACCCGAUGUGGAAAUAUUCAAAACAGGACGUAUGUAUGCAACGUGUGUGAGUUCACCUCCACUAGUGCCAAAACAUACCUGCACCACCAGAAAGAUGAGCACAAGUAUGACUUCACCAUAUAUGAAUGUGACAUUUGUGAGUACGCAACCAAGUACAAGCAAAAGCUGCCCCGACACCGCAAACUUCACUUCUCAGGGCAGGAGGGUAUGCUACUGCAGAACAGCACUUUUGAAGAAACUCCAAAUAACUCUAUCCUGAAUCAUAGUCAGGAAGAAGAAACCAUUGGGGAGGAAGAUGACGAUGAAAUAGAUGAUGAAGAAGAAGACUCUAUUGUCACUGUCAUUCCACAGCCUGUCAUUGAAGUCCCUUUUAUCCCGGAGAAAAAGAAAAAAACUCGCCAAGAGGUGGACCCAGCUAAAUACUUCGAGGUUGUGGAUGACACUGGUAUAAAGUAUGCCUGCUCCAGCUGUGGGAAUGUGUACAAGUGGCGCAAGUCCCUCAACAAACACUGGAAAGAAAAGCAUGGAGGAGAGGUGCCUGACGGGAGCAAGAAACCACCUGGUUUGAUGUAUCUUGUAAAUUCAGGUAAUCACACCAUGUAUGGCAAGAGACGCAUCUACAGCAACAGCGUUCUAGCAAGCAUGCAACAACCAUCAACUGCCAAGUCACCCUCCGUGUCCCAGUCACCAAGCCUGGUUCGAGCAGAAACACCAGUCAGCAUGGGCUCAUUGAUGAAUGGUCCCUCGCCAAUAACAUCUGAUUAUACUGAAACCACUUCGUCACAUCCUGUCGUCUUCCCCAAAUUCAUUGGUCCUUUUGUGAACAACACCACCCCCUCAGCUUACACACCACAAGCUGCUACCUCGAUACAAGAUUACGUGUCUGCUCAUAUUCAGAGACAAAAGGAAGAGGUUUUGAGUUCCAAGAGGACCCCGAGGUCACCACAGUCUAAUUCAGGGUCACAAGAACAACCUUUGGACUUUUCCGUCAGAAAGGAUGAUAAUCCUACUCUUGAUCCCAGCUUCUUCAAAGUCAAGAUGGAACCUUUAUGGAUGGGCGACGAAGAUCCAAAGGCUUCCCUUAAUGAUGAAUCAGGCAAGAAUAACAAUGCCAUUCUACAGUGUACCAAAUGUUCCUUUGUAGCUAAAACAUUGGUCGACUACAGCUCACACAUGACUUUGCACCUCAACAGGCGGGCUUUCAAAUGUGCCGUCUGCCAAGAACAUUUCAAUGGAGUUGAAGAUCUGAACAAACAUUUCCUUGAUGAGCAUGCAGAGAAAAUCCAAGAACACAAGGAUGCCAUUCAGAAAAUCCCCCAUGGCUUGCAGCAGACUUACCACUUGCUUAAGAUGCCACUGGAUGCCAUCACUCACCUCUCAUCCCAGGAUCUUUCCUCCACUGAUUCCAAGCAGUUGAAGUGUAACAUGUGUGACUUUGUAGCCAAGUGGCCCGCAGAGCUCCAAAAGCAUGCUGUGUCACAUUCAGAAGAGCGUCCGUUCAUGUGCAUGGUCUGUGGAUCAACAUACAAAUGGAAAUGGGACCUUGUCAAACACUUUGAGAAGAGUCACCACACCCUACCAAAUCCUUACAAGAGACGUGAAACUUUGGGAGGAGGAGCCAGCAAAUCUAACAACAAUGACCUGAACCACAUCUCUGCUGAUGACAGCCUCCUGUACUCUUCCACUGCUGAUGAUUUGGAUGAUCUGGCCUUUAUGCACAGGGAUGGUGAACCAAUGUCCAAACGCAGGCGGAUGUCCGACUCUGAUAUGCCAGAGUUAAUUCCCAAACCGAGAGAUGAUGACCAUAUUGCUGUAUUUGAUGAUGGCAGAGACUUGGGCAUAGGUAAAAAUAUACUGGAAGCUCCAUCACUGUAUGCUGAAAGACCCUCGUCAUUGCCUAACAAGUUAGACUCUUAUGGUGAUCCAGACAACUCUAACGAUGAACACAGCACAAGUUCCAUCAAGAUUACUAAUGUGCAGUCCCUGUACGAUGACGAGAUGGACUACAUGUUGUAUAAGCAAGAUGCUGACAAUAUGAUUAAACGACCAGUAGCAGAAGAAACACAGAAGGCCAUUGCUGCAACAGUGCGGCAAAGAUUGAAUAACAUAGAUUCGCAAAAGGUCCUGCAAACUGACAUGAAUUCCAACAACAUUAAUUCAUCAUGUGCUGAUAUCCUGUUGCCAUACAAGUGUCCCAAGUGUGAGUAUAGAGCAAGGUGGCCAUCGGAGAUCACCCAGCACAUGAAGAAUCACUCUGACGAGAAGCCAUAUCACUGUCCUCGAUGUAAUUACAGGAGCAAGUGGAAGUGGGAUGUAGUCAAGCACCUUAAGCGAUGUGGUGGUGGAACAAUUAAAGAUGUCAUCGACACUUCUAGAAGCAUUGGCAGUAAACGUAUAGCUCCUCCCAAUGUCACAGUCCUACCUGAAGGCAAACUCCAACAGCAGACGCCCCAACCUGUUGCUUACCUCGUCAGCUCCAACAACACUGAUCAUACAGGAGGGCAGGGAGCUGUCAUUGUACCGAUCAUGGCCGGCCAGUCACAAGGAGCUCCACCUCUGAUAUCUGCAAAUCAAGGGAACACUCCAAUCCAGCCGAAGCCAGUCAAUACAGGAUCUAGUCAGCAAGUCAAACAAGGCAAUAACUCUCAUUCAUCCAAGCAGCCUGUAUUCAGAAGCCUCAUCAACCAGGGUCUGUAUCACUGUCUAGAAUGUCCUUUUGUAGGUCACAGCCCAGCUGAACUUAAACGCCACUCUGUGCUUCAUUCAGAGAACAAACCCUUCACCUGUGGGACCUGCGGCUACAGCUCACGAUGGAAGUGUGAUCUCAAGAAGCACAUGAGAACCUACAACCACUUUUCCAGCCAAGUGUCAAGAUCUCCAGGGCUUAAUGGAGAUGAUUCAGGCCAUACAGAUAGUGACGAGCCUGAUCGUCCAGAAAGACAAGUGUUCACCUGCACUAAAUGCCCAUAUGCUACUACUAAACAUCAUAUCUUGGAAACUCACAUGAAAAUCCAUAGGACGCCAUCAUCAUCUUCAUCAUCUCCUGCCAAGUUCAAGUGUAAGCAGUGUGAUUUCCAAGUGAAUGAUCUCUCAAAUUUCCUCCAACACAGAGUCACACACUCCAAUCAAAAUGCAGCCUCUUCUGCUCAAGCCUCUCCAAGUCCAUCUGAUGCUCAGAGACAUGAAGAAAUUGACGCUGCCCCUAAGCACCCGAGAAAGGCUAUGAAGAGGCUUCAGUGCUCCAAAUGUGACUUUGUAUGCUCCAAAAGAGAAACCAUGGAAGUUCAUGAAGCUGAACAUGAAAAAGAACUGAACUAUAAAUGUUUCUAUUGUGACAUGACCGUGAAUGAUAAGGAAUCGCUGCUUGACCAUAUCAGUACUCAUUCAGAGUUCAACCCAGACGAGUGGGAGACAUUUUUUUAUGGAAGACGACCAGUCGGAAGAAGAGGAUAUCAUCUUCCAGAACCCACAAAGUUACCUGUGGCUAGAUCAACUCCAACAGAUGCCAUUGAUGUACCGUCUCCACCUCCUCUGAAGAUGUUCCAUCCCAACCAGCAAAGGGCUAAUGCAAUUGCUCAGAAAGACUUCCAUUCAGUUGGGCCACCUCAACUACACAUUCCACGAUCUAUGGCAAAUAGUUCACAAGUGAUGUCUUCCAAAUCAGUUUACCCCCAGUCUUCUUCACAUUUAUCACUUGUCAGUGGUAAUAAAGAACAAAGUUCAGGAUCUAUGUUAUCGAUACAUUCCAGAAACAUUCCUCAACAGCAAACCUCCAGAUCCAACCAUGUAUCAGGCCAAGGAUAUGAACAUUCCACCUGGAAGAAUAUCAAGCCAGCCCCAACAGUUGCACGUAAACGCUUCACAUGUGAGUGGUGUGAAGCCAUGUUUGCCCAUGUCACCACACUGUAUCAGCAUGCCAAGAAUGUACAUCCUCUAGAACUCCGCAAACAGGAAUUGGCUGAAGCAGCUCGGUCAUAUCCAGAUUCUUCAUCAAAUCAUCAUGCACCAAAUCCAAAUCUACAGAGACCACAGCCGAGACAGCUGCAGCAGCAGCAGCAGCAGCAGCAGCAACAAUCCAAUCGACCAAAGCCUCUGAAUUUGGUAUCAAGUCCUCAGUAUCACCAGCCUAAACAGUCGGUAGUAUCUGAGAAUAAGCGUCAGUUUCUUGAUACUUUAAGACACAUCCUUCCAAACGACAGCAAACAGAGCAGCGUUCUUAACACACAUGUCAAAUCACAUGGCAUGACUGCUGAAAACAUUACUAGUACACUGAUGAGAGCUAAGAAAAGCACCAGCCCUCAGAAGAAAGCCAGAUCUUUCCAGUGCACCAAGUGUCCCUUUACUGCACCAAAUGCUGUCACGUAUCUUCGUCAUAUUGAACGCCAUGGCAGUAACUGCAAGCAUACCUGUUGGUUCUGUGAUUACAGCAUUGACCGCCUUAACCUCCUUUAUCAACACAUGAAGGGAUCUCAUUCCGACAAGUGGAAGGGCUCCGAAAGUGACAUGCAGCUUCCGGCAGGCCCUGCCCCUACCUAUCCCAUCAUAGUAGAGGAUGAUCCACACACCAUGGAGAAAAUCAGAGCUGAACUUAACUUUGCAAAUAACUACCAGAAGAACAAGAAACCUGUCCUGAUCCUCAAGGAACAGAUGACCUGGAGAGGAGUCCCCAUCCAGAUCUGUAGUAUGGAUGGCAAGAAGAGCUACAAGUGCCCCAAGUGCUCAUACGUUAAUAGCAAUAUCGCCAAUGCUGCGAACCAUGUCCGUCAACAUGGCUCAAACAGAAAGUACCAAUGUAAAUACUGUGACUACUGCAGUGACAAUCUGAAACUGAUCUACCAACACAUGGACAAAGUUCACCCCAAGGAACCAGCAUUCAUUGAAGUCACCAAGAAUAUUGAAGUGGGUUCUGCAGACAAUGACUCCGAUGAGAGAGAGAAUGCUGAGUUGGAGGGAGAAAUGGAUGCAGAAAUGGAAGCCAAUAUGGAGGAGAAUAUGCUGAUGAGCUGCCCGAAGUGUCCGUUUAAGGCGAAGUUGUAUGACAUCUACCGUGCCCAUGUGUUGAUGCACUCUUACAAUGGGCAGUACAAGUGUGAGCACUGUGACUACAGUGUGGAUGAUCUGGGUAUCCUGACCCGCCAUGCUGUUGUACAUGAAGGGAAGAACAAUGAAAAAGACGGCAGUCUGACACCUGAAAAGAAACACUUCACAAGCAUGCUGAACCUGAAGAGAGUGAACGAUGAAGCUCCUUUGGCCAAAAAGUCCAGUCCAAACAAAGCUGCUGGCCUGGCCACAAAGCUUCUGACCAUGCAGGCCAGGCAAGUUCUACAGAAGUCUCGUUUAAGUGGCCGUGUUCGCUAUAGGUGCUCUAGAUGUCCAUACAACACCUUCUGUAAGAACAACAUUAUCAAACAUCGUAAACAACACAUUAUCAAGAGUCGCUACAAGUGUCCUCUUUGCAACUACAGUGCAAGUCGAGCAUACCUGCUCCAGCAGCAUAUCAAAUUCCAUAAAACUGAAAACAGCAAUAAUGAGAACUCUGCUGAGAAGAGCUACCAAGACGUAGUCUUAGAUCCUCUAGAUAAGAGCAACAAAGAAUUUGAUAAGCUGCAAGAAGAGAUUGAGGCAGAAGCUGAAGCUCAACCUGAUGGAGCAGGAGAGGAGGAAGAGGAAGACAUUGAGAUGGAAGAAGACAUCAUGGACGCCGAGCCUGACGGGGAUGAAGAUGAACCAGAUCUGGCUGACACAGAUAUGGAAGAAAAGGCAGAUGCCGAACACACUGGUGAAGAGAGUGAAAAUGCUUUGUCCAUUCUGUCACAGCACCGGAGUUACAGAUGUAAAGACUGCCCCUUCAGCAGCAACUCUGGGGCAGAGUUCCGUAAACACUGCCUGCUUCAUGGUGCUGCACAUAGGUACAAGUGUGAGUUCUGCUCAUACAGCCUGGACAGACUUAACUUGCUGACCCAGCAUCGUCGACUUCACGCUGAUGAACCAGACUUUGAUCCUGCUCCACCACCAUCUGCUCUUCUAAAUCUGGAUGUCCUCCGACUGGAAUCUGAGAAAAAUGUAGAGAAAGUAUCUUCUACCCUCGAGAACAAUGAAAGUGUUGAGCCUGAACCAGUGGAGGAGAGUGAGAGUGAGCCUAUGAGGUACUCCUGUCCCAACUGCCCUUUUAAGAGUAAUGCACUCAAGAGCUACAAUGUUCACUUCCAGAUGCAUGGCUUAAAGAAAAAGUAUAUCUGUGACUACUGUGAUUGGAGCAUUGACAGACUAAACCUACUGUAUCAGCAUAGGAGAGUGCACACAAAGCAACCAGGGUUCAACCCAAGUCCUGAUGAAAUCAACAUCCUGAACAGGGACUAUGCUCUUGAAGCCCCAGGAAAGUUUGAGGCUCAGAUCAUGGGUUUCAAUAAACAUGUUGAAAAUGAUAAUAAAAAUAAAGAGACUGUUGAAAAGAAGAAUUUGUACAGCUGUAAAAGUUGUCCAUUCAGUACCAGCAACAAAAACAGCUUUGCCUACCAUAAGAUGCUGCAUCGAAUGCGAGCUCGCUACAUGUGUCCUGAAUGUACCUACAGCGUUGAUCGAUGGAAUCUCCUGAACCAGCAUCUGCGUCUUCAUCAGGACACAAAGAAACAGCAGGCAUCAGAGGAACAGCAGCAGGGGCAGAUGAAAUGUCCCAAGUGUCCUUACUUAAGUCCAAGCACUGAGAUUUUAGAAUCUCAUCUAAGCAUGCAUGGAUCUGAGAACAAGUUCAACUGCCAGUUCUGUGACUUCAGUGUUGAAACUAUUGGCCAUUUGCAGCAACAUGCAAAGGUUCAUGAAGAAAGAUUGAAAAGCUUGAAGUCUCCUGCUACAAAUGGUGACCAUGGAAACUCCUAUGAGCCAGGAAGUCCUGAUGUUGUGAAUCCCCAGCUGUACUUCAGUUCACCAGAUGACACCAACCUCAGCGAGGACAGUGAAGAAAUGGAGCUGAAGUGUGACAGGUGCCCAUUCAGCACUACCUCUAAGGAGGAACUGGAUCGCCAUGACAACCAGCACAACACACCUAACUGCCUCCCUUGUAGCUAUUGUGACUUCAGCUGCUCAGUUGAAGAAGAACUCCAGGACCACAUCGAGGUCCACUUCCCAGGUACAGCAGUUGAUAAGGAGGUGAUUAAGUCUAUCAUCACUAAAUAUCAACUGGAGAAGAACAAUAACAGCCUGACUGAAGCACCAGCAUUGAACCAAGUGGCGAAGUCCAACACAGAGACCAGCACCCCAGACUCCACUGUGGAGGAAGAGCAGAAGGCUGUGAAGGACUCCGAGGAAGAGGCGGUAGUGCCAGGGCCAACGACAUCCACCAGUUCCAGGACCAAGGUGUAUGUGUGUCAGUAUUGUGAACGUGAGUUCGAGAACAAGAGUCUAAUGAUGCAGCAUGAACGCCAGCAUCUGAUUGGUCAUCAAUACUGAACCUUUUCCAAUAGACAAAGAGCAUGAGUAGACAAGGAUUAGUUUCCAAAAAUCUUUUACCAAGCUACUGACUUUAUUCUUUUAUGAAUCUUUAGCGUAUUUAAAUUUCAUACCAGAAGUGCAACUUGCUGAGGUGACAUUUAUUCAGUGUAUCCAGUGCUGUGAGUCAAUCAUUCAAGAUAUGUGAAUCAAAGGAUGCUGAUGUUGAUAGACUGAAUUUAUGAGUAGCGAUGAAUGAAUGUUUUAUGUGAAUAUUAUGCAAAGACAGUGACUGACCUUGAGCUAUAAGUGCAAUUAAGAGUGAGAGGUGACACCGAUGCAAGUGCCAGUGAAGUUGACAUUCCGUAGUUGUAAUUGAAAGUGCUGUAGAAAGACUUGCUGGUCUUCUAGUUGUGAAGGCAGAGACAAAUAUAAAGGGAUUGUUUUCAGCAACUGUGGAAACAAUCACUGCCAUGUGGAACUACAUUUCCUCGGUGGAAGAACAUACAUGACCAUCAGAAUGUGUGUCGGGAUUCUUUUCCAUGGUGAAAAGACAUAUUGCUGUGAAUGACAGUAUAGAUGGGUGGUGACCUUCUUGAACAGUGGUGUGACCUUCAUGAACAAUGGUGACAUGUAUCAAGAUAUGAACACAACAUCUGCCAUAAUACUAUUUUACAUGCUUACCAGUAAACUCUGACCAUGUGCUGGUUUAGGAUUUGAUAUCCCUCAUUAGCAAAGGUUUCAAAGAUGGUGAUAGUAUGGUAUUUUUUAUGAUAGUUACAUGUCAGCUUUUACUGGUAUGUUCAACCGAGCCAAACUGAGUGGAGAGGACAAAUCAAUGCUUCAUAUACUGGUUGUUUAUUCAUUCCCAGGAAGAAUGCAUUAUACUGUGGAUACUUGUUUGUAAAUAGAUUAUAAUCAUGCAGAACACUAUUCUUCCAUUGCAAGCAAAUGCAGAAAAGUAUUUUUAGCAGUACAACGAACACAGAUUAUACAACAUUGAAAUGGGAUGAACAAUUCUGAUGUCAGAAAUAUUUUAUUGUCUGGCAGAAAUAUUAUUUUUUCACAGUUGCCUUGCAGUUUAUAUAUUUGAGGGUUUGACUUGGGACAAAUUUCGCUGACUAUGCACCUUUGUACUGCUGACGGGAUUGCCCGGUCAUUUCAGUGGGUAAUAUAUAUGCAUUUGAUGGAGAGUUUCCAUUCAAUGUUUGUAAAUACUAUAAAACAUAAAGGGACAUUAUUUUGAUAAGAUAUUUUGGUAGUCUACAGAUCGGUGCUGGUGGAUUUACUGUGAUGAUUGUACGAAGUAAUGUGUAUCAGAUUAGUACCAUUGAUGUGUCAUCAAUUCCUCCAAAUUCCUGACAAAACUGCCACUCAUGUGCAAUUAGUACACUGGAAAUCAUUUUGUAUAUUUAUGGAGAUGGAAAUCCUGUUAUGCAUAACAAAUUUACUGUUGAACAAAUCAUCUAGUGAAACUUUUGAUCAAACGUUUCUUAGUUUAUCCACUUAUUUUAUCAGGUAGAUUUCUUAGAUCCGUUAGUUUUCAGUGUUGUAAUGCUGUUGUCUGUUCUUCUCCUAGAAAUCAUAUCCUGUACCUCGGAUGUUUUCUCCAAUCUCAUGUACAUUCCAAUAUUGAAAAUUGCACCUCUUCCUCAUGGAUACUAUUGUACGCACAACUAGCUAAGUACAUUGUAUCAGUAAUUAAUUUUGACUUGAGCAAUAAUGCAUUUUUAUACACAAACCUAACACUGUACAGCAUCAUUUCCAAGUUUCAGGAACUAGAAAUUAAAUGUGAUUACAGUUGGAAGUCAGAUUUCAGUAUAAAUAGAUAUUACAAUUGAGGUCACAAAACAGUUUGAGACUAGUAAGAAAAAAACAUGCGAUAAAAUUAAUUCUGAAUGUGUUGAAUGAAAUUCAGUAACUAUGAUAUUGAGCUGAAUUUUGAAACUUGAUGAAAUUCACUUGAUAGUGCAAAAAUUAAUUUGGAAAAUGCAAGCAAUGAAAUGUCCAUGUAAGUUUGAGAUAAAUUCUUUCUUUUGUUACUUAAUGCCAGAGAAAGAAGCUAUCUGUGAAGUUCUGUUGUUGCCAAAAGUGGCUGCUUCCAUUGUCGACAGUAUGCCUAUGUACGCACCUAUGCAGAACAUAACCAAUGUGGCCUACAUGUUCUUAUUUAUGUUGUACUCUAAUCCAUUUAACUUGUUGCCUUCAAAUGAACAAAGCCAGAAACAACAUGUAUUUUUGUUAAUGAAUGUUUAUGCAAAAGUGGCCAGAUUGCAACAAAGAGUAUAUAUUUUGUACUAAAUUUUGUUAAUAGCACGUGCCUUCCUACAAUGAUAUGUACAUUCCAAAGAGCUGAAAUAGAGUAUGAUUUGUUCAAUUCUGACAGUUGUUGCCACUAUUCAUGAUAAAUGCCUGAUCUGUUUGGCUCUCAACAUUUUCACAAGGCAAAUUCCAUUCCAGGCUGAUACCAAGGACCCAGUCUGUUUUAUAUACAUGUUACAAAAGUGCACGAAGCCUGUGUUGAAUAAAUCCUGGGAGAGCAACUGGUUGAAAUUUACAUGUUUACAAGUUCAGGAAGUGUCCUUAUUGUAAAAUUGGGAUGAUACCCAGUAUAUUUUGAGAUACAUUGAUCAAUUGUUUGAUAGCAUAUAUACGUUAUCUUUCACACAAUAUGCCUGCCAAAAUAGUUCUGUUUAUUUGUGAUCCUUGUUGUGAAGGAAGACAGCCAUUUCCACAUGUUCAUUUUGUAAGUCAUUCAACUCUUUGCAGGUUUGCCUACUCAACUGUUUGCCUUUCCUGAGAGAAAAAAAAAGCACAAUACGUCUUAAAAAAGUUGUUAGCUAAACAAUGACGUCCAGCAGUGAGAUAUAUUCUUCUUUUUUUAAUAAACCUUUUACCUUCCUGUAAAUGUUUGAGGGGUGUGACAUUGGAACCUAUUGACUCAUUUUCAUGACAUUGUUAAACCACAAAUAUUGUACAUGACUCAAAGAUUUGGGAAAUAACACUUCACGCUAUCUGUGCUAUCUGUACAUUCCAUCACCUCUGAUGACUUUUUUUUUCAUUUGUUUUUUUUUAACUUCUCAACACAUUUGCAGUUUACUUUGUAGAAAGUAAUUGAUUGAAAUAGUGAUCAAAUGAUUUGCUGGUUAUUUUUGCUAUAAGAUGCCAUUCCUUUGUACCUUUUCAUAACAUUCCUACCACAGUGGUCCAAUGCAUAUAGGGCCAUGUUGUAUUUAUAACUGAACAAUUUUAGCUUGUUUUAUUUUCAUGUUGUUUGUAUUUGCCCUUGGCAUAUGCCAAUAUUGCAAUAUUUAGGUGCUAUAUGUUCUGUAUAUUUGAUUUAAGGCACCCGGAUAGUAUAUAUAAUUGAGGCUUGAUUUCUAGAGAUUUCAGCACAGUAGUAUGUACUCCAAUUUAGUUUCACGCUCUUCUGUUUUAAAUCCAUGGUUUCAAUGGUUGAUAUCAUAAGUUAAUCAAAUCAUAAUAAAAGUUCAUUUUGCUUGAAAA
Messenger RNA from Haliotis rubra (blacklip abalone), 11516 nucleotides. RefSeq lists its product as uncharacterized. The record is from RefSeq and is a predicted model, not a curated record. NCBI's taxonomy places the organism in Eukaryota, Metazoa, Mollusca, Gastropoda, Lepetellida, Haliotidae.